Molecule: messenger RNA, 1462 nt
Organism: Salarias fasciatus (jewelled blenny)
Lineage: Eukaryota; Metazoa; Chordata; Actinopteri; Blenniiformes; Blenniidae
Product: potassium channel subfamily K member 16-like
Exons: 5
Coding region: 15-899 (294 amino acids)
Biological process (GO): potassium ion transmembrane transport; stabilization of membrane potential
Cellular component (GO): plasma membrane
Molecular function (GO): potassium ion leak channel activity; outward rectifier potassium channel activity
Source: RefSeq, a predicted model, not a curated record
CCUUGGAGGAGUUGAUGGCGAGGUUCAAGCUUGCCCAGGUCAAAGUGAGCAGGACCGCACUCUUGGCUCUGGCCUACUUCACCUACCUGCUCUUUGGAGCCACCAUUUUCCAGAUGCUGGAGCGAGAAGCUGAGAACAACAACCGAAACCACUUCCAGCUGGAGAAGCUGCAUUUCUUGGCGAAUUACACGUGCCUCGACGGACCGGCUUUGGAGAAAUUUGUCCAGGUCAUUCUAGAUGCCUGGGAAAAGGGAGUUAAUCCCUCUGGCAACUCCACAAAUCCCACAAACUGGGAUUUCAGCAGCUCCUUCUUCUUUGCUGGCACAGUCAUCACGACUAUCGGAUAUGGUAACCUCUCCCCGAGCACCGUGACCGGUCAAGUGUUCUGCGUGUUUUACGCUCUGUGUGGAAUUCCUCUGAACCUGGCUUUCCUCAAGCAGCUGGGAAAGUGCCUCGCUGUCCACCUGGGCCGACUGGAGAGGGGCGUGGUGUCUUUUGUCCCUCACAAGGUUCAGCAGCAAGCCGUUGAGGCUCUCGCAGUGAGCUUCUUCUUUUUCGUGGGCAGCCUGCUCGUCCUGGUCAUCCCUCCACUGCUCUUCAGUUACGUGGAAGGCUGGACGUUUGGCGAAGGCUUCUAUUUCGCCUUCAUUACACUGAGCACCAUUGGCUUUGGGGAUUACGUGGUCGGAACGGAUCCAGAUAAGGAGUACAUCUCUCUGUACCGCAGCCUCGCAGGCGUUUGGAUCAUCUUCGCUCUCGGUUGGCUGGCUCUUAUCUUCAAUAUGGGAGCCAGAGUAAUGGAGCAUGUGGUCGUCCUCACUCACCCAGGCUUUAAAAAACAAAAGGAAGAGGAGGAGGACGUGUCUUCCAGUAAACCAGAGGACAUCUCCAAGAUCUGACUGGGCCUCCCACCAGUAGCUUAAUUUAUGUUUUAUCGUUAUAGGUUGUUUUUGUUUAUUUAUGUAUUCAAACAUCCUGGUUAUAUAAUACUUAAGGUUAGAAAUACAAGAUAGAAUUGUGUAUUUUUCCCAUGUUAGCUUGAGUAGAUUCCACCCAACUGUGACUCUGUAUGGGGAAAAACCAGCUAACGGAUGGAUUUUACUUUGCAGUUCUACCUCAAGGCCUCACUUUCAGCAACAGUCCGACAGAAGCAGCUCACACAUGGAUAUGAAUCAGCCCUCCCUUCAUUCAUGUGUCCAUUUUUACGAGCUGAAAGAGAAAUCUCACAUCCGAAGUUGUAAUUUCUGUUUGCUUACUGCAGCAAAUGUUUUCUUUUAACCUCCAUCUGUGUCUGUGUGCUGACGGUAAACUCCAGAGAGUCAAACACUGAGGCCUAUCUUAAACAAACACAUAAAUGAAGCCAGUGAUGUGAGCUGGAAAAUAAGGAUCCCGGUUUGAUGACAAAAACUAUCAAAAUGACGUCUUGUGCGAGAUCUUCGGUUCGGGUUAGUGCAGUUUGCCU